Molecule: messenger RNA, 2851 nt
Organism: Cydia pomonella (codling moth)
Lineage: Eukaryota; Metazoa; Arthropoda; Insecta; Lepidoptera; Tortricidae
Product: T-box transcription factor TBX20-like
Exons: 7
Coding region: 494-2056 (520 amino acids)
Biological process (GO): cell fate specification; positive regulation of DNA-templated transcription; regulation of transcription by RNA polymerase II
Cellular component (GO): nucleus
Molecular function (GO): DNA-binding transcription factor activity, RNA polymerase II-specific; RNA polymerase II cis-regulatory region sequence-specific DNA binding
Source: RefSeq, a predicted model, not a curated record
UUUCAAUAGUUAUCGCGCGGAGAAAAACUCGCCGCUUGGAAGACGAGUGCGAGGAGCGAGCGGCUUGAGCGGGACGGACGUUAUAAGAAAGAAGUAAUAAAAAAAUCAGUAGUGUGUGCGUGGUCGGAGCGUGGUGGCAUAGGGCGGCGAUGCAGGCCCCUCCCUACGGCCCGCCGCCUGGCGCUCCGCCGCCGCCUCAGUCGAGUCGACAUCGCGCCGCGCCGCACCGGUCCGCUCGAAACGCCUCGUCGCCGCGCGCGUAAAAAGUUUCUUCGCACUGAAACUUCUAACGCGACGAAUACGCGCCUAAACAUAUUGACGAACAUUGUUUGCUUCGUUACUAGAGCUCAAUAGAUAGUUUGUGAUCUUUAUUUGUUGGUGUUUUUAUUUUGUAAACAACUUGUAGCUCCUGAAACUGAAAACACUGAUUAACUUUGACAAUUGAAAAGGGAUUAUAAGAGUUAAGGUCGUAUCUGGACUAUGUUCUGCAUCAAUGGGAUGCGCGGACGGUGACGUCGUGUUGAGCUGUGGUCGUGGGGUCGGUCUGGGGGCGAGCGGGGCCAACUUGAUGCUGCUGCAGCGUGAGCGCGAGCGGGCCGCCAUGGAGGAGGAUUGCUCGGCGCGGCCGUGCGCCACGGACUUCUCCAUCGCAGCCAUCAUGGCCCGCGACCGCCAGGAGCGCCGCGAGCGCAGGAGGCACAGGGACCCCAGGGAGGACACCUUGACGCCAUUAGAAAAAUUCGUAGAUGCAGCAGCGUCCGGCUCCGGAUCGCCGUCGCCACCUCUCGCUGAGUACGAGCGAGAUUCCCCCGUCGACGUCUCGUCCACGUCCGAGGCGGGAUCGGCGAGCGGCGCGGCCGGCGGCUCGCGCGCGCUGUCGCCGCCGCCGCGCAACCCCCAGCUGGCCGAGCGGUGGUCCAGCGACGAGAUGAGGCACAUACAGUGCCAUCUCGAGACGAAGGAGCUGUGGGACAAGUUCAACGAACUUGGCACGGAGAUGAUUAUUACGAAAACUGGCAGACGUAUGUUCCCGACGGUGCGCGUGUCUUUCGCGGGGUGCCGUGCGGAGGCGCGCUACGCGGUGCUGCUGGACGUGGUGCCGGUGGACGGCAAGCGCUACCGCUACGCCUACCACCGCUCCUCGUGGCUGGUAGCGGGCAAGGCGGACCCGCCCGCGCCCGCGCGCCUCUACCCGCACCCCGACUCGCCCUUCUCCGGCGACCAGUUACGCAAGCAGGUCGUCUCCUUCGAGAAGGUCAAACUUACCAACAAUGAGAUGGACAAAAAUGGACAAUUGGUGUUAAACUCGAUGCACAAGUACCAGCCCCGGAUCCACCUGGUGCUGCGACGCGAGGGCGCCAUCAACGCGCCGAUCACAGACCUGGAACAAGAAGAGUUCAAAACGUUCAUCUUCCCGGAGUGUGUCUUCACCGCCGUCACCGCCUACCAGAAUCAACUUAUCACGAAACUGAAAAUCGACAGUAAUCCAUUCGCGAAAGGGUUCCGCGACUCGUCACGUCUCACUGAAUUCGAGAGAUUUUAUAUCACGGGAGAGCACGAAAGAUCAUCAGUCUUCCCCGAUGAGGCGCGCUUCAACGCCGCUAAUCAUAGAGAGACAAUGGAGUCGAUGCUAGCGGAGCAACACUAUCUGCGCUCGCCGCUCCGACCCUUCGAUUUGGACCAGCACAAUAACAACCUGACUCUAGAGGAGAAGGCUAUUCUGGCGGCGCGUUCGCAGCUUUUCCUGAGGGCGGCGUACCCGCUGUACGGUGUACCGGCGGCGGCGCUGUGGGGGCAGUGGGCCUGCCUGGCGCCGCAGCUGCUGGCGCAGCAGCACCUCGCCGCGUCUGGCUCGGGGCUGCAGCUACCGCGGCCCGUGUACCCGGGCGGCGCGGCGGCGCCCUCGCCGCUCGCGCAGCACCGUUUCUCGCCGUACCCUCCGCGGCGGGCCUCGCCCGGCUCCUCGCCCGACUCGCUCCGCGACGCCAGCCCACACCCCCUGCCGCUGCCCCCGCACCCACCGCACACUCCCCAUCCACCGCACAGUCCCACUUAGUGCUAAGCCAAUAAAUAUAUAAUCUCCAAGAUCUCUGUAGGAGCGAUAUCGUUGGAAGGUCCUCGCUAGGAUGGCUGCGCGGCGGUGUCGGGUGGAGGCGCGCGCGCACGUUCCACUGACUUUAACGACGUGGGUUAUUAGCAUUGUGCUGACUCGAGUGAACAUACCCACUGUAUCGCGAAUGCAUUUAAGAAUAGAACUUGCGCUUUACAUGUGUUGUGAAAAUCUGCGUAUCAUAGAAGCAUCGGGAUCCUUCACUUUUUGACAUUUGUAACGAUGUCCCUUUCGUUAUUUGCGGACUCUUGUAUUAUAUUGUAAAAACAUAUUUAAUUUAGUCGUAUUUAAUAUUGUUACGAUAUGUUCCUAAUAGUUUCGUCUCGUAGUGAUGGUUUCAGCAAAAUUUCGUGUUAUAGUUAUAGCCAAUUAGGGUUUAAUAAAGGCAUUAAAUGACAGUAUUUGAAUCUAAUUGGAUUUAGUUAGUGCGAUUUUUCACAAGUUUGUUUCCUCGAAUACGUUUGCUGUUCUGAGCACCUGAUUUCACAUAUUAGGUAAAAUGUGCAAUACAUCAAAAUACUAAAUUGUUUUAGAAAGCCUAGGUGUUAAUUGUAAGGAUAGAUGUAUUAAAUAAAUUGUAGAAAUGAUAUUUAGUGCCGCGAGGAUGUUUCGAAAGCUGGAAUGGUUUACAGCGGACACAUAGAAGUACCUACAUAGAUACAUUGUAGUUAAAUUAUAGUUAUUAUUAUCUAUGAAUAAUAUAUUGCUAAACGAAAAAAAUUAAAUGUUUGUUAACAUAAA